Propithecus coquereli (Coquerel's sifaka) is the source of this 1071-nucleotide messenger RNA. It is a transcript of the gene PVR, whose product is annotated as poliovirus receptor. Gene Ontology annotation, biological process: susceptibility to natural killer cell mediated cytotoxicity; fusion of virus membrane with host plasma membrane; susceptibility to T cell mediated cytotoxicity. Gene Ontology annotation, molecular function: cell adhesion molecule binding. NCBI's taxonomy places the organism in Eukaryota, Metazoa, Chordata, Mammalia, Primates, Indriidae. Gene Ontology annotation, cellular component: plasma membrane; focal adhesion; extracellular exosome. The transcript has 6 exons. The coding region runs from base 1 to 1071 and encodes 356 amino acids. The record is from RefSeq and is a predicted model, not a curated record.
AUGGGCCUGGGGAGCCCUGAGAGGAGCACGCCCAGGCCCCUGGCCACCCUGUCUAGCCUGGGGGCGCCGGGGUCUGACCUGCCCCUGGUUUCGGCCGCAGGAACCGAGACGGUCGACGUGCAUGCGCCGGCCCAAGUGCGUGGCCUCUUGGGCGGCAACGUGACGCUGCAGUGCCACCUUCAGCUACUGGAUUCCAGCGUGCAAGUGACGCAGGUGACGUGGAUGCGGCGGCAGCCGGCAGGGCAGCCCAGCAGCGUGGCCGUCUACCACCCAUCUCGGAGCCCCUGGUACUUGGACCCGGAGCGGGUGGAGUUCGUGGCCGCCAUGUCCGGCGGCGAGCUGCGCAACGCGUCGCUGGUGGUGUCCCAGUUGCGCGUAGAGGAUGAAGCCAACUACACCUGUCAGUUCGCCACCUUCCCGCACGGCAGCAGGAGCGCCAGUACCCGGCUCGACGUGAUCGCCCAGCCCCAGAACACAGCUGAGGCCCAGAAGGUCCCACCUGGCCUGUUCACCUCGGAGUCUGUGCCCGUGGCCCGCUGCGUGUCCACAGGGGGUCGCCCACGAGCCCGAAUCACCUGGUCCCCAGACCUAGAUGGAAAAGUCAAUAAGAGCGAGGCGCCAGGGCCCCUGCCCGGCACAUUCACCGUCACCAGCCUCUUGACCGUGGCGCCCUCAAGCCAAGUGGACGGCAAGAGUGUCACCUGCAUAGUGGAGCACGAGAGCCUUGAGGAGCCUGACUCGCUGCCAGUGAACCUCACCGUGUACUACCCCCCCGAGGUCAAUAUCUCCGGCUAUGAUGGCAGCUGGUACCUCGGCCAGAGUAAGGCCAGCCUGACCUGCGACGUCCGCAGCAAUCCAGCGCCCACGCACUAUCACUGGAGCACGACCACUGGUCCCCUACCACCCUCUGCUGUGGCCCAGGGCCCCCAGCUCCUGAUCAAGUCUGUGGACAAGUUGAUCAACACAACUUUCAUCUGCAAUGUCACCAAUGCCAUAGGGACCGGCCAGGGGGAACUGGCCGUCGUGCUCAAUGGUGAGGAGCUCCCUGGAUCAUCUCCUACUCAGCUGUGA